Messenger RNA from Lodderomyces beijingensis, 4248 nucleotides. The record is from the annotation of a GenBank genome assembly. Lineage: Eukaryota; Fungi; Ascomycota; Pichiomycetes; Serinales; Debaryomycetaceae.
AUGAAUGGACGGGUUCUAGACCCAAAUGAGUCGCCCACUUUUGGCAAGUCGUUGCUGCUCUGUGUCGAUAAUGGCAUUGGAGCCAUGUCAUUAUCGCCCAAUGGAAGAGAUGCCGUUCUUGCAGGCCGAAUAGGUCUAUAUAUAAUCGAUAUGGACGAUCCCUUCACUCCUCCGCGAUGGCUUCAGCAUUUGACGUCUUGGGAGGUUGCCGAUGUACAAUGGUCGCCGCACGCUUUCCAGAAGCCCUCCUGGUGCAUUUCAACGUCUAACCAGAAAGCCCUUUUAUGGGACUUGAGUCGACCGUCUCAUAAUGCCAUUGCCAACAUUCUUCAUUCGCACACUAGAGCCAUAUCGGAUAUCAACUUCCACCCUUCAGAUCCAGAAGUUCUCGCAACCUGUGCAAUUGACACAAUGGUGUUUACCUGGGACAUGAGGACGCCGCGGAAACCGGUGACCAAAUUUGCUGAUUGGCGAGCGGGGGCCAUCCAGGUCAAGUUCAAUCACAAAAAUGCCUACGAAGUUGCGCUGACCCACGAUAAUGUGCUAUACGUGUGGGAUAUGAGGAGCGGGGCUCAGCCUUUGGUCAAGGUGGUGGAUGCACACCAGGGCAAAAUCAACGGCUUGGAUUUCUCGCAAGGAUUGAAGAACGUGAUAACUUGCUCGAACGACUCGACUAUCAAGUUUUGGGAUUUAGAACUGAACAAACCCGUGCCGCAUGCGAGCGACUUUGACUUUCAGCAAUCUAUUGACAUAGCCGAAUCCGAAAGCAAAGUAGAGCCUGGUGUGGUGAUCAAGACCGAUUACCCAAUUUCACGUGCUCGGACUUUGCCAUUUGGUUCUGACAGGGCUUGUGGCGUGAUGCCUCUUCUCGGUGGCGAUGACUCCAUCCAUAUCAUAAAUUACGAAGAUGCUUAUCAAAAAUAUCUCGACACAGGGUCAACACAAACAAUCUCGGGCGAACCUGCUUACUCGUUCAAGGGACACAAUGGGCCUAUCAAGGAUUUCCUAUGGCGAACGAAGCGUGAGAGUUAUGAAGGAUUUGGCUCAAAAAAUGCGUGGAAGGAGUAUCAAUUGGUGACCUGGUCCAGCAAGGACGUCAACUUGAGGUUGUGGCCACACGAAGAUGAAAUCUACAAGCUGGUCAAUUACAAUCCGACUUUUUUUAGCUUCAAAAAUGAGCUGGACUCAGAGGUUAGUGAAGUCAAGUCUCCUCAAGACCCCAAGGCAUAUCACUACCGGACUUAUUGCUGCGAGCCGGAAGAGACAAUAGAGGAUUUGGCCAACAGAAAGGGAGGCGACGUUUUAUCGGCGCUCACGCUUUUCCAAAUAUCUCUAAAACGGCGGCAGCCUAGAUUUGUCAACCAGGUGGAUCAAUUAAACUGGAUCUCGGGCGUUCGUAUUGGGAACGGACCGGACCGCAAAAGCAGCUCUGCCAGUGUAGAAAAUGUCGGGCCCUCGAACUUGGGAGAAGAGGUUAGUAUGGUGGGACACAAGUUUCCCUUUAUACGAUUCGAAAAGAUUUCAGUGUCCACAGGAGAACUAGUAAUCAGCUUGAGGGGUCUUAUUCCAGUCCAGGCCCGCACGCUGCCAAACGUCCGCAGUUCUGAAAACUUGAACGAUUUGUUGAGCCCGACUGAUGAAGACAAUACAAAAGAAAAGAGCGUGAUUAGCGAGAGCGUCGCCGAUGGCAAAAGUCAUUAUACCGAAGCUAAUGCAAGUAAAUCCAUUGAUGAAAACUUGGAAGACCGUGAGCAACAGUUGAUAUUCAUACGAGUUGCAAUCAAUUUCCCCAGAGCUUACCCUUAUUUACAGGAAAACAACAAUAUGACCGAAGAUCACUCAAAGCGACUGCGACUGCGACUGCGACUGCAACCGCAACUGCAUAGGCAACUGCGAGAAAACUCUAUACAAUUUUCGAUUGAAGAGACUCAUGAGUUAGACAAGGAGACAAAGUUGAUUAUGGAACAACAUUUGCGUGAAAUUGCUCAUUUUUUUGCAAACAGACACCACAGGUUCUGCUUGGAGCAGUGCUUGAGAUACUUGAUGGGGGAAAAGAUUGACUUGAAUGACCUGUUGAUCGUUGAGAACCGACAUGAAAGCGUCGACGAAGCGGACUUUGGAAUCGAGGUUGGAAAUGAAGGUUGGGUCGACGACUUGAUACACCAACAGCCAGACUUUGAUGUGAAUGGAUACUCAUCUGGCGAAGAAGCAGAUGCUGAUCUUGAAGACUUGAUGCCCAGUGCAGAUGCAAAAGAUGACAUUUUUUUCGCCAAUAGUCUAAGCCCCGGUGCCAGAGACGACAAUCUCCAAGAAAUUAGGGCUGUACAGCAACACGGAUUUGACUCGACGCCAUUACCCAAAGGAUGCGGGGCGGUUUGGUCACCCAAUGGUCAUUUGGUUUGCUUUUUCAUGCAAAAGACUACACGUACCACUAGGGCUGAAGCAAGUCUCAAGUCAGAUGACACAAGUGUAAAAGCUUAUGAUCCACACUUGGCUGGCGAUACUAGAGAGAGGAGGGUUGAAGUACUUGAUGACGGUGACAGUUCUGAUCUGGAUGACUUCAAUUCCAAUGCGCUGGAAAGCACUUCAUCUGAAGAAGACUUCCACGAGGAUUAUGCAAAGUUGUUAAAGACUGAUGCCGCCAGUAGAGGACGGGUCACGGCUUUAUUCAAGUCCAGUUUUGGACUUGGCGGCCGAUUCAUUGACCGCGACAGUAGCCACAAGUCAUCAUUACAUCGUUUCGCCAGCAACAGUGCUGUUUCAAACAAUCGGUCCUCGGUGAAGGAUGACAAGAAGAAAGAUUUCAAAACUGAUGCUACGGGACCAAACGUUGUGAAAAUUUACGAUUUCAGUCAAUUUUUACCCGAGCGAGUUGACUUGGCCAAGGAAUACAGAGUCACGGGGGAUACUUCGGCCAACCUUGCUGCUUUCAAUGCCAAGGUUGCUGCUAAGUACGGCUUGAAAGGAAUCAGUGAUACAUGGCGAGUACUAGAAGUCAUUUUAUCUGGUAAUGUCACGUUAUUACCCCUUUUGGGUUCCCAAAAAAAUUCCUCCACAAAGCAUGAAAGUCUUCUGAUUUGGGGGGCGCAUCCAUUUGGGUAUACUUGGCUCAUACCUGAGAUUUUUGAGUUUUAUUGGAAAAGGGAAAACACGCAGAUGCUCGCGGUGAUGUCCUGUGUUGUCCAAGGUGCUGAAGAAGCCACCAGUCACCCACUGCAUAUUAGGGACCUUGCUCAAUUUCACUUCCCUUUGCCAGACGCUGCAAACUUUCCUACCACUCGAGGACAAGAACGCCAAGUCGGAUCUCGCGGGUCGUACUCAAUCCCCUACAACGGUGGUAGCAAGACUGUACAAGACGAUAACCAAUUACUAUUAAUGCUAUCCUCGUCAUUCAACUUGCUAAAGGAAUUGCCUGCAACGGCGACGUCUUAUCCGCAGUCGCAAGUUUCCUCCUUGGACAAUGGCGCCGAGACGAACGAGUCGCCAGAGCGAUAUAGCCAUUAUAAAAAGCUGAGGCCAGGCGCUUUGACAUCCAUGAGCUUGCACAAUGGCUCCAACUCGUCGUUGACGGAGGCAAAGUACGACCCAAGGUAUGAUUCAAAAUACGAUCAAAAGUAUGAUCCAAAGUACGAUCCAAAGACCCCCACUACCAGCAGGACCUUGAACUCCUUCUUCCAACCGAGCCAGAAAAGGCAUCACCAAAAUGCAAUAAGAGCCAAAGUACUACAGCCAUCGCCCGUGGUGACGGUGGAAAUGAAUGGAGAUUUCGAUAUGGAUAUCGAUCAGGAGUUGCAAUCUGUGCCAGCUUUCUUAGACGACGACAAAAUCAGUCUUAUUCGGUUGCGCUAUGCCGAUACUCUUUACGAUUGGAAUCUUCCCAUUCACCGGCUUGAGAUAUUAAACUUUAGCAGCACAAGCAAGAGUGAGCAAUUAAAAACUUCUUCUUUUUCGAUGCACAAGUGUCCAAUUGGACUUCGCAAAAAGAACAGACAGUUGCCAAGUCAAAUCUUUAUCAACACUGUUUCCAUGGUCAUUUCCAAUUCGCAAAAUGCUUGGAAUACAGACAAGAGACAAGCUAUAAAAUACUGCGUCUACUGUCAAUUGGCAAUAACUAAAAGCUUUACCUUGUGCAGCUCUUGUGAACAUGGGCUCCACUCGCUGUGCGCCAAAGAGUGGUGGUCCGGCGAAGUUUUAGAGUGUCCGAGCGGUUGCGGGUGCACAUGCGUGGACCAUUCAUUCUAUCGCUAG